GCUAAAAUUAACCUUUCCGUGGGACGUUUCUCGCCGGGAGUUUUUCAGUUAAACGGUCAACAUGUCAAUACGUCCGGUGUACAGGCCUACAAUCAUCAAGAAGAGGACGAAAAAGUUUAUCCGUCACCAGAGUGAUCGAUAUGACAAGCUCAAGCGUAACUGGAGAAAACCAAAAGGUAUUGACAACAGGGUGCGCAGACGUUUUAAAGGUCAAUAUUUGAUGCCUAAUAUUGGUUAUGGAAGCAACAAAAAGACGCGUCAUAUGCUACCCACAGGAUUCCGUAAGGUUUUGGUACAUAAUGUCAAGGAGUUAGAGGUUUUAAUGAUGCAGAAUCGUAAAUUCUGUGCAGAAAUUGCACAUGCCGUGAGUAGCAAGAAGCGAAAGGCUAUCGUAGAACGAGCUCAGCAACUCUCAAUUCGUGUAACCAAUGCUAAUGCCCGAUUACGUUCGGAAGAGAAUGAAUAAUAAUGUUUUGAAUCAACCUGAAUAAAAAUUCGAAAACCCAUUAA
Molecule: messenger RNA, 510 nt
Organism: Orussus abietinus
Lineage: Eukaryota; Metazoa; Arthropoda; Insecta; Hymenoptera; Orussidae
Gene: RpL32
Product: 60S ribosomal protein L32
Exons: 4
Coding region: 62-466 (134 amino acids)
Biological process (GO): translation
Cellular component (GO): cytosolic large ribosomal subunit; ribosome
Molecular function (GO): structural constituent of ribosome
Source: RefSeq, a predicted model, not a curated record